Molecule: messenger RNA, 1965 nt
Organism: Dreissena polymorpha
Lineage: Eukaryota; Metazoa; Mollusca; Bivalvia; Myida; Dreissenidae
Product: transient receptor potential cation channel subfamily V member 5-like
Exons: 3
Coding region: 1-1698 (565 amino acids)
Biological process (GO): calcium ion import across plasma membrane
Cellular component (GO): membrane
Molecular function (GO): protein binding; monoatomic ion channel activity
Source: RefSeq, a predicted model, not a curated record
AUGGCGGACGAUAGAAAUGGCGAAACAGUGCUUCAUGUGGUCGUGAAGUGGAGCAAAAAAGAAAACAACAAUAAGUGUAUCGAGAAACUGGUACGAUUAUUUGUGAAGCGUUACCCGGAAUUAAUAGUUCAGGGUCGGCAACAAAACAGUGAGUAUGCGGGGCAGACACCCCUACACAUGGCUAUCUGUAAAGGUAACACCUCUCUGGUAAGGAUCAUGCUGAAGUAUGCAACGAGGGACCGAAACAACGUCAACUUUGAUUGGCAUAUACCUGCUACAGGCACCAUGUUCUGCGGUACUGUUAUGAUGGGAGAGUUGUCCCUUUCUACUGCGGCGCUCACGUAUAACACAGAUGGCAUGACACCUUUAAAAUUAGCGGCUGAAAUGGGACUCUUUCAGAUAUUUAAGGUCAUUAUGAACAUUGAAGGGGUGUACUGUAAAAGAUUCAUCCAUGAUGGUUUGUUCGUAACCAAGGAGUUUGACGUAACAGAAUUUGACAUACCGUCGGCUGAUCAAACCAGGCAACGACCAGAUGAAAACCUCUUGAAAAGAAAACAAAUGACACCCAAAGCCAUGCAAGUCUCGUUCAAGAGGCAGACAUCAAUUUUGUAUCUGUUGAUGGAAUUGAAUCCGAAAUUAGCAUUUCCUUUCAUUUCAUUCCUGCCUGUGAAGACAAUAAUACAGAACAAAUGGGCGUCGUAUAGCACAGUCGUUUGGAUACUUAUGUUCUUUCACCUAUUUUACAUGUGCUUCUUUACCUGGUACGUUAUCGAACGGUCUCAACAACUAUAUAAUUCAAAAAACCAACAAACAUUGAAAUUUGACACCGAUAUGAUACCAGUGUUUAAAAGUGAUAUUCCGUACGAUUUAUUCACAACAACAUACGCCAUUAUAAGUGCAGUGUUUGCAACAGUUUACAUCGCGCAGGAUUUGCUUCGGAUGGUAAAAGGACACAUGCGCUGGACAUCCCGGUCUUUUAAAAAUGCCUACAGCAACGGAUUGUUUCGCGUUGUUAUUUAUGUAUUCUGCGCAUGUCUGCUCAUUGACCUAUUCGCCGCCAUAUGGAGUGACGCGUAUGAAAACUAUUGCCUCAUCGUUGGAAUUAUCGUAGGGUGGUUUUUAACGCUGUUCUUUCUAAGGACGAUAACUAUGUUCAGUCAGUUCUCGCUUCUUAUCCACCAAGUUCUCGCCGGUGAUAUAUUUAGAUUCUCAAUCAUUCUCGCGAUUCUGCUCAUAAGCUUUUCCACCGCAAUGUACAUGUCCAUUCAAGGCUCGAGAGCGAUCGAUGAGGAAGAGUAUAGAGACUACGGACGAUUGAUUUUGUCGAUGUUCAAGGUGACCGUAGGCUUAGGUGGCAUCCCGAACGUUUACGCCACUAAACAUUCUCUUGUGGGCAGUAUUAUAUUUGUGGCUUUUAUUAUUAUGACCGCAGUUCUGAUCAUGAACGCUUUGAUAGCAACAAUGGACCAAACCUCCGCGAAGAUUUUGCAGCAUAACGACGAUGCGCAUUUGCACGAGCGAAGCGUGCUUCUGCAAAGACUGUCCAUGAUAUUAUUUAUAGAAAGCAUAUUACCAACUUCAUGGAUUCAUAGAGCAGGUGAACUGAAUAUACGUAGUAAAGAAUAUAUAGAAACAACAGGUUGUUCAAAGACAAGCGCUUAUUCUCUUGAAAUUACGGCUUUAUCAACACUUCAUUAACAAUGAUGUGUAACAAAUGGGAUGGUUGAUUGCUCUAUUUCAUUUACGAAUUGUUUACUCCUCAUUGAACCGUACCAUUUAAUACACACACAUUUUGUUAUUUUUUCCACAAAGUUUUAUUUGUGCACUGUUCCAAAAAUAUGUUUCUAUCUCUGAUAUUUUGAAACUUUGUAAAUACAUGAUUUUGGUGAAUAGCUAAUACAGAUUUGGAGUUUCUGGAUGGAACAGUGUGUGAGGUCAGUCACUGAUUUAAAUGCGGUGAGAAAA